Messenger RNA from Triplophysa rosa, 2535 nucleotides. RefSeq lists its product as uncharacterized. The record is from RefSeq and is a predicted model, not a curated record. Gene Ontology annotation, molecular function: nucleic acid binding; zinc ion binding. The transcript has a single exon. The coding region runs from base 379 to 2535 and encodes 718 amino acids. NCBI's taxonomy places the organism in Eukaryota, Metazoa, Chordata, Actinopteri, Cypriniformes, Nemacheilidae.
UUUGUGCUUAGGGGACAUCCUACACUACACAAUUAUCUGUAGAAACAUUAUUUCUAAUAAAUAGUCAGUAAACUCAUAAAGUACCAAACCAAAGUGUGGGUUGGAGUCCCUUGAGUCGGUAAACUAAUAAAGAACCAUUGAAAUUGUGUGCGUUGUGGUAAUCGCGUCUGGGACAAAAAAGGCCAGGGUGAAAUAAAUCCCUUUGAGUCGGCGAACUCCAAAUAUUCGGAAUAUUCCAAAAUUGUUUGUUAUAUGUUUGAAUGUUUUGAAAAAGUGAAUGCAAUUGUUGAUGUGAAAAUUAAUGUGAAAACUGAUUUAACCGUGUGAAAAUAGAUACUGUAUAAUUUUUGCAAACUGUGAAUAGAAUUUGUGCGUAAAAUGGCUGAAUUUCGGAAAGAAUGUGAUGAAUACGGGUGUCCGCCAGUAUUGGUGCAGUGGCAAAAUGUUACAAAUAUGCUUUUAGCACAGACAGAACCAAGAGAUAGAAAACAGAGACAGAAAGUAAUUGAUAAGUGUUGGGUAGCAUUGUGUGAUGAUUGUGGAUGGGAAAAUGCAGAAGAAGUGAGAAUGCCUCUAGCACCAACAAUCAGAGAAAUGGAAAAGAAAGCACAUAGUAAGUUACGGAGACAUGUAGAAGAAAAAGAUAAAAUAAAAUGGUAUAACACAGGAAAACAUGGUAGCGAAGAAGAAAAUCUAAAGAAGAAACUUAGAGUGUGGACUAGAGUAGCGCUAACAACCACAGCACUCAGCUUGCAGAAACCACAGAGUAGAGAGAGAAAACAGGAAGUGAACAGCUCAGCAGCCAGAGAGAGAAAUGAAGAGAAUACAGGAAGUGCUCAGACUACCCCCUCUGCUCCGCCCCCAGAAAAACCCAACCCCACUUCAUUAUACCCAACCCUAAGCCACCCCCCUUCAUACGAACCGCCCAAACAGCAGGUUGUAAUGACAAUUAAUGGAGGAGAAAUGGAUGUUGAAGUAGGAGAAAUGACUGGUAAAAUAGACAGGAUACGCAAGGAAUUUGAUGAAUUAAAAACUACAGUGAACAAGGGUGUGGAAGACACAUUAGUAAAAGCACGACGAGUUAUGGAAGAAGUAGAGAGAACAAGAUAUGAACAGGAAGAGUCUGAGAAGGGUGACAAUGAGAAUACUGAAGAAGACAUUAUAUUUGCAAAACUAAUAAAUACAUCCACCCCUAAUCCACAAGCAGGGACCAAUAUGCUAACAGGGCCAAUACCAGUUCAAUUUGCAGGGAAAAUGACACUGGGUGAGCCAAUAGCCCAUAGGUUAAGGAGCAGGAAACAGCCAGGGCACCCAGACCAUGAGGAAGAGAAGGAGGAAAGGGAACAUUACCUGAACUAUGACCCAAGUCGUCAACUACAGGUACCUCAAAUGCAAGCACCAUUAAUGCAAAGACCAGGAGGGAAUAAACAGUACCAACCAUGGUCGCAUAGUGACAUGACAGCAAUAGCAAGUAAAUUGCCACCCAUUACCUCAGGAGGCAGCAGAUGGUUGAGUAAGCUGACAGCACUCAGCCAUGGCACUGACUUGGCUUUGGGUGACUUGAGAUGCCUGUUAGGUCAGAUACUGACAGCCUCACAAAUGCAAAAUUUAGAGCUCGAUGCAAAUACUACAUAUGUUGCAAAUGAGAUACCAUUUACCAGAAUAAGCACUGUUGUAAGCCAAACUCUUCGUCGACUAUAUCCCGUGCCACCAACCGUGUACCAGAAUAUAAAAUUCCGCAUUAAGCCAGGUGAGACUGGAGCGGCUUAUUAUUUCCGUUGUGCUGCUGAGUGGGAACAAAUGGUGGAGGAAAACAGUUUAAACAACCCUGUGACACGAGACAUAUUUAGAGCAGCAGUAAUGACAGGAGCUCCAAAUGGAGUAAAACAAGCAAUGGAGAAUAACCCAGAUAUCCCAGUGGCGAGUAACGAGGUAUGGGAAAGACAUUUAGUGCAUCACACAGACAGAGCAGUGGAAAGAGCCAAUAAAGAGGAAGAGGAACUAGAAAGAGUUAAAACCCAGUUGUUAAAAUUGCAAUUAGAAAAAGCCAAAAGUGAAGGGACAACCAAAAAGGCCAAGCAAAUGCCACAACAUACUCCCAAUGCACCCCAACCCAUAGACCCAUAUCAAGGACCCCCUUACAGUGGUUCUCCUUUUGGAGGACCGACACACCACCAUCCAUAUAGCAACCCACAUUAUGCCCAAGGACCAAACCGUAGGCAGGGACCCCCCUGGAGAGGAAAUGGACGAGGGCAGCCGGAAAGAGGGAGGGGAGGGUUUGAGAGGGACCAGUGUUUUGAGUGUGGUGGGUAUGGACAUUGGGCGAGAAAUUGUCCACAAAAAUCAGCACAGAGUCAAGGCCAGAGUAACGGUCCACCUGCGGGGGGAUGGGGUCCCCGAAGAGGUGGCGCCGGUGGUCGUGGCAGGGGACCACAAACCCCACACAACCCGGGGCAACACUUCCCGUCACCUUCCAACCUACAGGCGCCUGUGCACCCAACAUGGGGCCCGGAGGGUGGGGCGGAGGAAUGUUGA